Bombyx mori (domestic silkworm) is the source of this 2364-nucleotide messenger RNA. It is a transcript of the gene mRpS17, whose product is annotated as small ribosomal subunit protein uS17m. Lineage: Eukaryota; Metazoa; Arthropoda; Insecta; Lepidoptera; Bombycidae. Bases 1774 to 2259 code for a protein of 161 amino acids. Gene Ontology annotation, molecular function: structural constituent of ribosome. Gene Ontology annotation, cellular component: mitochondrial small ribosomal subunit; ribosome. The record is from RefSeq and is a predicted model, not a curated record. Gene Ontology annotation, biological process: mitochondrial translation. The transcript has 2 exons.
AGAAGUAUAGAUUGAGGCACUACGAAGUCUGCCUGGUCAGCUAUUGGACAUGGUCUGCGGAGGGAUUUCGGUUCCCUCUGUAUUCUGUACCGUAUGUUCCAUGGGGAGUGCUCUGAGGAAUUGUUCGAGAUGAUACCGGCAUCUCGUUUUUACCAUCGCACCGCCCGCCACCGGAGUAGAGUUCAUCCAUACUACCUGGAGCCACUGCGGUCAUCCACAGUGCGUUUCCAGAGAUCUUUUUUGCCACGUACCAUCCGGCUAUGGAAUCAGCUCCCCUCCACGGUGUUUCCCGAGCGCUACGACAUGUCCUUCUUCAAACGAGGCUUGUGGAGAGUAUUAAGCGGUAGGCAGCGGCUUGGCUCUGCCCCUGGCAUUGCUGAAGUCCAUGGGCGACGGUAACCACUCACCAUCAGGUGGGCCGUAUGCUAGUCUGCCUACAAGGGCAAUAAAAAAAAAUAAAAAAAACUGUAAUACUCGUUUAUAAUUUUCUCUUCCUCUAAAGAAGAAGAAAACUCAUAAGCUGGCAUCACUGGCCGGUGCGGUCGUUGACCGUUUUAGGGAUGUGGAUUCUUCCCGAAAUAUGUCAAUGUUUGAAUUGUUCACUAAAAUACCGAGUUCGAAAAAGAACUUUUCAAAAAACUGAUCGUUUUCUUAAACAUUCUGUUUGAACUUUUAAUAUUUAAAGAAAAAAAGACGCGGUUCAAUUUUGACAAUUAAUCAUGACAGAUGAGAAACAGUUAAUCACGACGCUAAUAAAUCAAGUAAGUUUACAUUAAUAGUUUGUUAAAGUUUAUAUUCUCAUUUGAAUAAUUUGCGUACAUUCUUUUCUUUAUCAUCACGUACCUAAACAACCUAUUCUUUUUUGUCAGAAACAAAAGCCAAUGUCUAUUCAUUGUCCCCAUUAAACACAGCCCACUGGGUUUCUCGUCGGAUCUUCUCAGCGGGUUGCGAUUCCGAUACGGUAGUAAAUUCUGCGAAUCACUGCUCUUGGCAGGGGUAGUGUUAGCAAAAUUUCUGAGGCUGAGCCCGUGAAUUUACCUACCCGUCUCCCCAUCUGGGCGUAGCCAGAAUAGCCCCACAGACUACUAGCGAAUCGAAAAGAUGGUGCGCGUGUAAUUUAGUGCACGUGAAACUUCUUUUGCGGUGUGUAUAAUAUUGUGGUUUUCUCCAUUUUUCAUACUUAAAUAAAAUUUCUCUUAAAAUAGAGAAUGCUGUGUAUAAAAAAAAUGACUUAGCUCGCUUUGUCAGUUCGCUGUCGCCACGGUCAAGCGGUUCGCGAGAUGCUCUCAGUAAAUGGUAGGAAUUUGCUGAGAUUUCAAUAGGCUUUUUAAAAGAGCGCGAAGGGCCACGUUUUUAAUUUUUUUUUCCUACACAUGUUCUCUUUCAUCAAUUAAAAACUAUUAUAAGCCUGAAAAAAUAAUAAUUAAAAAACAAUCGUUCUUUUCUGAAAAGGCAUUACAAACAAUAGCUUUUUUAGUUUAUUACCUUUAUUUAUUGCAAUAAGACAAAGAAAAAUUAACACUUGUAGGAUCUAUCGAGUUUUUAUGGCAUCCAACUGUAUAAUAAUUUACGAUUGCUACCUACUUUUCGGAACUUAAUUUUUUUAUCUCGAUUUUUUUACAAAGCGAUUGAUUGGUUACUUUAAGUUAAUAUUCGAUUUUCAUUCGUAAAAAAAAUCGAUUCAAAUCGCCAUCCCUAAAUCAUAUUUUAUUUAGGAAUAUUUUCAAAAUACAGGAAUACAGCAAAACGAAUCAUUAAAAAAACAACCAAGAAAUGUCAAGAAAUGUCGCUGAUGCAGCCAGGAAGUUUCUCUUACUUGGACAAUGUGUACCGACUGUUAAACAAAAUGCUGCAAAAAUUAGAGUAAAGAGGUUAGAAUUAGAUGAAAACCUUUUAAUGUAUUUUAGGAAAGAGGAGUUUUACUAUUGCCACGAUUCAGAGAAAAUAUGCAAAACUGGAGACAUAGUCCUGAUCCAAGCGUUACCUGAGAAGCUAACCAAGUUAAUAACCCAUGAAAUAAAAGAAGUCGUUUAUCCGUUUGGCGAUAUAACCGACCCUGUUACAGGCAAGAAAGUUUCUAAAGAGCAAUAUAAAGAAGAUAUAGAAAGACAAACUGAAUUGUAUGGAAGGUUAAAGUCUACAUUCAACUACAAUAAAGCUCCACCGAGAGGUUGGCAGGAUGGCAAAAAAGAUUUUACUUCUAAACCAACAUACACAAAGUUCCAUGUUUUUGAUGAAAAUGAUCCAUAUGGUAUUUGAUUCCAUAACAUUCAUUUAGUUAAAUUAGUGAACAUAAUGCAAAUUUUAGUAGUAAAAAAAUGUAAUUAUUGAACAUUAAUCAAUAAAGCUACCAACUAUAAUAUA